AUGGCCGCCGUCGCCCACGGCCUGCUGCUGCCGCUCGUCAUCGCCCUCGUGCUCUACCUCGCCGCCACCCUCUGCGUGCUGCCGUUUGUGCGCCGCCACCGCUCGCGCUACUCGCAGUACCUGCCCGUGCCCACCGCCAUGGCCGACCACGCCUCCUCGUGGCGCACCAAGCUGUCCGACGCCCUCUACACCCUGUUCAUGCCCUCGACCUGGACCCGCCGCCCCGCCGUCAACCUGCACGACGACGACUCGUCCGACUUCGACGACGAGGAGGGCGAGGGCAUGGUCGGCUUCGACCCCGUCGACGCCCAGCGCCGCGAGGCCCUGGACCAGCGCCGCAGCAUGGUCCAGGAGGAGCGGCGGCUGGGGCGCGAGCUGGAGCAGGGCUUCAAGGACGACAGCGACGACGAGCACGGAGACGACUCGAGGUCGAGCCUGUCGUCGCUGAGCUAG
Molecule: messenger RNA, 453 nt
Organism: Boeremia exigua
Lineage: Eukaryota; Fungi; Ascomycota; Dothideomycetes; Pleosporales; Didymellaceae
Exons: 2
Coding region: 1-453 (150 amino acids)
Source: RefSeq, a predicted model, not a curated record